AUGGCGUCCUCGGAGCAGGCUGAGCAGCCGAGCCAGCCAAGCUCUGCUCCAGGAAGUGAAAAUGUGGUGCCUCGAGAGCCGCUGAUUGCCACAGCAGUGAAGUUUCUACAGAAUUCUCGGGUCCGCCAGAGCCCACUUGCAACCAGGAGAGCGUUCCUUAAGAAGAAAGGGCUGACAGAUGAAGAGAUCGAUUUGGCUUUCCAGCAGUCAGGCACGGCUGCCGAUGAGCCUACGUCCUUGGGCCCAGCCACACAGGUGGUUCCUGUCCAGCCCCCUCACCUCAUUUCGCAGCCAUACAGCCCUGCGGGCUCCCGGUGGAGAGACUACAGCGCCUUGGCCAUCAUCAUGGCAGGGAUUGCGUUUGGCUUUCACCAGCUCUACAAGAAGUACCUGCUCCCCGUCAUCAUGGGCGGCCGGGAGGACCGGAAGCAGCUGGAGCGGAUGGAGGCAAGUCUGUCGGAGCUGAGUGGCAGUGUGGCCCAGACAGUGACUCAGUUACAGAUGACCCUUGCCUCAGUCCAGGAGCUGCUGAUUCAGCAGCAGCAGAAAGUCCAGGAGCUGGCCCAUGAACUGGCCACAGCCAAGGCCACCACGUCCACCAACUGGAUCCUGGAGUCCCAGAACAUCAAUGAACUCAAGUCGGAAAUUAACUCCUUGAAGGGGCUUCUUUUGAAUCGGAGGCAGUUCCCGCCCUCCCCGUCGGCCCCGAAGAUCCCCUCCUGGCAGAUCCCCGUCAAGUCGCCCUCGCCCUCCAGCCCCGCAGCGGUGAACCACCAUAGCAGCAGCGACAUCUCGCCCGUCAGCAACGAGUCCACGUCGUCCUCGCCCGUGAAGGAGGGCCACAGCCCCGAGGGCUCCACGGCCACGUACCACCUGCUGGGCCCCCAGGAGGAGGGCGAGGGGGUGGUGGACGUCAAGGGCCAGGUGAGGAUGGAGGUGCAGGGCGAGGAGGAGAAGAGGGAGGACGAGGAAGACGAGGAGGACGAGGACGUGAGCCGCGUGGACGAGGAGGACUGCCUGGGGGUGCAGAGGGAGGACCGCCGGGGUGGGGACGGGCAGAUCAACGAGCAGGUGGAGAAGCUGCGGCGGCCGGAGGGUGCCAGCAACGAGAGCGAGCGGGACUAG
Messenger RNA from Budorcas taxicolor (takin), 1125 nucleotides. It is a transcript of the gene PEX14, whose product is annotated as peroxisomal biogenesis factor 14. Gene Ontology annotation, cellular component: peroxisomal membrane; peroxisomal importomer complex. Gene Ontology annotation, molecular function: signaling receptor binding. The coding region runs from base 1 to 1125 and encodes 374 amino acids. The transcript has 9 exons. Lineage: Eukaryota; Metazoa; Chordata; Mammalia; Artiodactyla; Bovidae. The record is from RefSeq and is a predicted model, not a curated record. Gene Ontology annotation, biological process: protein import into peroxisome matrix, docking.